This is a messenger RNA of Entamoeba invadens IP1, 675 nucleotides long. RefSeq lists its product as hypothetical. NCBI's taxonomy places the organism in Eukaryota, Evosea, Mastigamoebida, Endamoebidae. The record is from RefSeq and is a predicted model, not a curated record. The transcript has 2 exons. Bases 1 to 675 code for a protein of 224 amino acids.
AUGAUAGACUUAAACAGAGACUCGUUGUAUACUUACAAUCAACUGCAAAAUGGACAGUUUCUUGGAGAAUAUGUAUCUGUUGAAAGUUGGACGUUCAAAUCUUUGAAACCUGAAGAACAUGACACCUUUAAAAAAAUAGCAGAAGGCACAACUAUGGAUAACUAUGAACUAGUGUUUUUCUUUGAUGAUAGUGUCGAUGAGAUCCGAGAAUUUUACAAGCACCCCAAACAGCCUGUAGAUAAGGAAGUCACAAGUUUGCUCGUAGUUCAAGACAACGAGGAGAUGGAAGAUCGACACGAAAAAAAUGGAACAGAAGACAGAGAAUUGGAACACCAUGACAGUGGUGAAGAACAGAACAUAGUCGCUAUAAUGAGUGAAAGUAGAAAUGAACAGAAUAUAAUAGCUGAAACUCAACAAGAGGUUGAAAACCCCGUUUUUCAUGCACCACCACCUUGCCACUGUUGUUGCAAUUAUAAUCGAUGUUUGCAAUAUCUCCACUGUGACCCAUCUGUCAAAUAUGAUCCAUUAAAUCCUUGCCAGUAUUUUGCACCAAAUACCCAGUAUUUCCAACCAGAACAUCAUUUUCAGAGACAACAUUUAAAGAGAGACGCCAUUUAUCGACUUCAAUUCAACAAAAACGUUGAAUUCAUUGAAUCGUUCUUAGCAACUGUGUAA